AUGACCCCCACACUCACCACCCUCCUCUGCCUGGGGCUGAGCCUGGGCCUCAGGACCAGAGUGCAGGCAGGGACCCUCCCCAAACCUACCCUCCAGGCUGAGCCAGGAUCUCUGAUCCCCCUGGGGAGCCCCGUGAACAUCACAUGUCAGGGGACUCUGGGGGAUGAGCAGUAUCGUCUGGAUAAAGAGGGAAACACACCUCCAUGGAAAACACAGAAGCCACCGAACCCCGGAGACAAGGCCACGUUCUCCAUCACACGGACGACAGACCAUGAUGCAGGGAGAUAUUGCUGUUACUAUCGCAGCCCCUCUGGCGAGUCAGAGCACAGUGACCCCCUGGAGCUGGUGGUGACAGGAUCCUACAGCAAACCCAGCCUCUCAGCCCUGCCCAGCCCUGUCGUGACCUCAGGAGGGAACGUGACCCUGCUGUGUCAGUCAAAGUACCCGACGAACACUUUUCUUCUGUCCAAGGAGAGGGCAGCCGAUCCCCCCCGUCUUCCAUCAGAGCACCAAGCUCAGCAGUACCAGGCAGAGUUCUCCAUGAGUCCUGUGACCUCCACCCACGGGGGCACCUACAGGUGCUACAGCUCACUCAGCACUGCCCCCUACCUGCUGUCACCGCCCAGAGCCCUGGAGCUGCGGGUCUCAGAAGGUGUCCCCAAACCCUCCAUCUGGGUGGAUCCUGGCCCCUUGGUCACCACGGGGAGCCCUGUGACCAUCUGGUGUCAAGAAUCUCUGCAGGCUACUGCCUACGUUCUAUAUAAAGAGAGGGGCUCUGAGCCCUGGGAUACGAAGACCCCACAGAACCUCAGCAACAAGACCGGUUUCCUCAUUGAAUCCUCCAGCUCACAGCAUGCAGGGCCCUACGAGUGUGCGUAUUACACCGCUGAGCGCAAACUCUCAGAACGGAGUGACCCCCUGCUCCUGGUGGUGACAGGAGUGGAGAGAGCACCCUCCCUCUCAGCCCAGCCAAGCCCUGUGGUGGCCUCAGGAGGGAGCGUGUCCCUCGUGUGUCGCUCACAGGACACAUCGGGCACUUUCCAUCUGCUGAAGGAGGGAGGAGCUGACCCGCCCCGACACAUGGAACCGCAAUCGAGGCCCAGUGCUGGGAGGACCUAUGCCCAGGCCACCUUCCCUGUGGGCCCCGUGAACUCCUCCCACGGGGGGACCUACAGAUGCUAUGGUUCCCCCAGAUCCUACCCCAAUCUGUGGUCACACCCCAGUGACCCUCUGCAUCUCGAGGUCACAGGUGUGCACAGGGAGCCCUCCCUCUCGGCCCAGCCGGGCUCCCUGGUGCUGCCUGGAGACAGCCUGACCCUGCAGUGUGGCUCGGAGGCUGGCUUUGACAGAUUCGCUCUGACCAAGGACCAGGGGCUCACACACCCUCAGCGCCUUGAUGGGCAGCACAGCCCCGACUUCCUGCUGGGCCAUGUGGACCACACCCACGGGGGCCGGUACAGAUGCUACAGUGGACACAGCCUCUCCUAUGCGUGGUCAGCACCCAGCGCCCCCCUGGACAUCCUGGUCACAGGAAUGUACACGAAACCCUCCCUCUCCAUCCUGCUGGGCCCCUCAGUACCCUGGGGAGCGAACGUGACCCUGCAGUGUGGAUCUGAGAUCUGGUUUGACACCUUCCACCUGUACCGGGAGGGGUCUCUGGAUCCCCCCCAGCACCUUCCUGUGCAGAAGACGACUGCACCCUCUCAGGCCAACUUCCCCAUCAGUCCUGUGACCUCAGCCCACAGGGGCACCUACAGGUGCUAUGGUUCACGCAGUGCCUCCCCCUACCUGCUGUCACAGCCCAGUGACCCCCUGGAGCUCCUGGUCUCAGGUCUCCCACGGCACCUGUACGUCCUGAUUGGGGUCUCGGUGGCCCUCAUCCUGCUGCUCUUUCUCCUCCUCUUCCUCUUCUUCCGACACCAGCGUCAGGGCAAAGGCCGGACAUCAGAUGCUGCCAUGAAGGACCCACAGCCUGGGGUAAGCGUGGAGCUGGACUCUCAGAACACGCACUAUGAAGACCCCCAGGAAGUGACGUACACCCAGGUGAACCCCUCAAGAUCAAGACCCAGAACGGGAAUGGACACCUCUCCUUCCUCACAGUCAAAGGAAUUGCUAGACGCAAGGGGCAGACAAGCAGAGAAGGACAGACGGAUGGACAGUCAGGCUGCUGCAUCGGAUGCCCCCCAGGACGUAACCUAUGCCCAGCUGAACCACUUGGCCCUCAGACGGGAGGAACCUGAACCCCGCUCCUCCCCACCAGAGGAACCCCCAGAGGAGCUCAGUGUGUAUUCUACUGUGGCCACCCACUAGCCCAGGGAGAUCACAGACCCCACACUACAGGAGACGGACCCCACAAAACAUGGGAGCUUCCCACAUGGACACUCAACAAGUGACCCCGGCCAUUUGGACACCUGAUGUGAACCCCUAGAAGCUCCUGGAAUUCUCUGGGAGUCAUCGGAUUCCACAGUCAGACAUAACCAAUAGCUCUACAUUUUGAAAUCAAAGCAACAGACUCUUCAAUAAUCAAUGCAUGAAUUUAGAACCAAAAUGGGAGUGAGAGAAUGUUUUAAACAAAUGAUCAUGUAAAUAUUACACAUCAAACCUAUGAAAUGGAAAAUUAAGAACCAUGAAUGAAUUCAUUAGGAAAGAUAAAGGUGAACACAUAGAAACAACCUACGUGUUCCACAGAUGACAAGACAAAUAUUACUCGGCCACAAAAAAAUGAUAUAUUGUCCAUUGCCACAACAUGGAUGGAUCUUGAGAGUAUCAUGUUAAGUGAAAUAAGUCAGUCAGAAAAGGACAAGAAAUACAUGACUUCACUCAUAUGUGAGUGAAAUCUGAAACUCUGAACUGUCCUGUAUAUUAAAUAUAUUGAAACUGUGAUUAAAACUUUUCCACCCAGCCACUGUGGCUCAGUGGUUGAGCGUCGACCCAUGCACCAAGAGGUCACUGGUUCGAUUCCCAGUCAGGGCACAUGCCCAGGUU
Messenger RNA from Molossus molossus (Pallas's mastiff bat), 2985 nucleotides. Its product is annotated as leukocyte immunoglobulin-like receptor subfamily B member 3. Gene Ontology annotation, biological process: cytokine-mediated signaling pathway. Gene Ontology annotation, molecular function: inhibitory MHC class I receptor activity. NCBI's taxonomy places the organism in Eukaryota, Metazoa, Chordata, Mammalia, Chiroptera, Molossidae. The record is from RefSeq and is a predicted model, not a curated record.